AUGUCUUCGACAAAAGCAGGAAUCCAAGCUCUUCCUGCUGAUGUUGCCGCCAAGAUCAAAUCUUCCACUGCGAUCACCAAUCUAAACAGUGUUAUCUUGGAAUUGGUUAAGAAUGCUCUCGAUGCAGGCGCUAAGACAGUUCACGUAUCAGUGGACUUCAAGCGGGGAGGCUGCAUAGUCGAAGAUGAUGGUGCUGGAAUCCGUCCAACCGAGUUCGAAUCCACAGGAGGCAUUGGCAAAGCACAUCACACGUCCAAAUUUGGGAAGCCUGGCAACUACGGUCAUCGCGGACUAUUUUUGUACUCACUGGCUGCUUUGUCCUUACUGACAGUGACGUCUCGUCAUAUUCAGUAUCCGACUACAAAUUCAAUCAUCUUCCAUCACUCGCGACCUGUUGCACGUUUGAUUCCGGCACCAGUGCACCAGAAUCUUCGAUAUAGCGAGCACGGUACAUGCGUGACGCUGAAUGACCUCUUUGGCAAUAUGCCUGUGCGUGUCAAGAGUCGGGCUCUCGCGUUCCAGAAGCCAGAGGAGUUGGACCGAGAGUGGGAUCAUCUACGAUACUUUAUUGUUUCCUUGUUGCUAGCCAAUCCUCAAUUAUUGAAACUUGUUAUCUCGGACACUGAAAAAAGCAAAAGAUUUUCUAUCCGUCUAGACAGUCCCAAUCUUGAGUCUCCUUUGCAAACCUCUGGCGAUGUUGAUCUUGCUCGAAUCGGAGCUAUAAUGGCACAGUUUGGCUUGAUCAGGUCGCGAAAUAUGGACUCAUGGCAUGUAAUAUCGGCCAAAAUUCCGGACCUCCAGAUCUCCGCGGCGAUAUCAACUAUCCCCAGCCCUUCGAAGAAACUGCAAUUCAUCUCUCUUGGUCAAGAGCCGGUGUUGUCUCGGAAUGGAUCGAAUAUCCUUUUCAACGAGAUCAAUCGUCUAAUAGCGUCAUCGGACUUUGGACUCUCUGGAUUGGCAUCUCGAAGCACCUCCGCUGCUUGUGAGUCGCCUAUUGUGGGACCUUCCGAGGCCCCAAGCAGUGUAAGUGGCAAAUCAUGGGCAAAAGGAGUAAACAGGUGGCCCAUGUUUUAUAUACGCAUUGACACAAGCGUCGCUCUCCCUUUUGAGGAAGAUGCCGACGAGAUUUCCCCGAAUUCAGAGAAGUCAAUUCAAGGGAUCAUUGAAGUAUUAAACGCGAUGAUCACAGAGUUCUUAAAACAGCAGAAACUUCGACCUCGUAGCGCAACACGAAGAGGGAGAAGUCUAAAUCGAGCUCAAGAAGCUAUGUCUGCCGGGCAGAGUCGAUCUGAAUUCACUUCAUCAAGGCAACGCCCUGUGAGAGUGGAUGCGGAAGAAAGCUUUACCAACAGUCUCAAACUUCCGUCCUUUCAACGACCGCAUGCAGCUACUACCAGUCAAAAUCUUCAAAACUGGUCUAGAUUGAAGACUGCGAAGGGUCUUGGUGAUCAUGCUUUGUCUGGGCGGACCACUGUAGAUGCGCUGAGGGUGCGCCUUUCGCCCUUCUUUACGCGCGAAACAGACUCAUCCAUUCCACAUGGACAUGGAAAUAUUCUACAAUCCAAUAUAUCUUAUACAGAGCCAAUUGGUGCUGAUCAAUCUCAGCUCCAACCAAGCCAGGGUGAAUUAGAGGUCGAUAAUUCACAGACUGACCGCAUGAUUCCCUGGUUUGACAGGCGUACAGGGAAGAAACAUCUGAUCAAUUCACGUACUGGUCAGACGGUUCAACCCACAUCUACGGGCCUGCAAAGGUCUGGACUUCCAACCCUGACUGGAACAAAAUCAACUUCCACGGAUCAAGACAGUUGGGUCGAGAACCUACUUCGAGAAUGGGACAAUCCUACGUUUACGCGUACAGAGAUGCCGCUGCCGAGGUUUGACGUUGAGGCUAAUUUUUUGGAUGCUGGGACUUCUCACAAAAUCACUCACUGCAGUGGAGCUCUGGCUGGAGCUUUGACUUCUACUCAAGUUGCCAUGUUCAAGGGCAAACUGCAACGUCAAAGUCUCGCAACGGCCACCAUCAUUGCACAGGUGGAUCAAAAGUUCAUUCUCGUCAAACUCAAUGCCGAAAAUGAAACUGCGGGCUAUCCGGAAGCAGUCUUGGUGUUGAUUGAUCAACAUGCGGCGGACGAGCGCUGUCGCAUUGAACAAUAUUUUUGA
Messenger RNA from Penicillium malachiteum, 2160 nucleotides. Its product is annotated as putative DNA mismatch repair protein (Mlh3). Lineage: Eukaryota; Fungi; Ascomycota; Eurotiomycetes; Eurotiales; Aspergillaceae. Gene Ontology annotation, biological process: mismatch repair. The record is from RefSeq and is a predicted model, not a curated record. The transcript has 2 exons. Gene Ontology annotation, molecular function: ATP hydrolysis activity; ATP-dependent DNA damage sensor activity. Bases 1 to 2160 code for a protein of 719 amino acids. Gene Ontology annotation, cellular component: mismatch repair complex.